CGCCUCCCCGUGAAAACACCGGACAGAUUACGCACAGAUCUUCCCCGUCACCACAUCCACGCACAACCCGGGGACCAUUUCAAGCCGACAUUUGGACCUGUCGUCUUUAAGGGCUGGACUCUGAGGGGAAACCAAUGAGCUGAAGACGUCCCGUGCACACUUUUCUACCUUGUGUCGUCAACUGAAGAGGCAGCCGGGCUGCCAUCCUCACCAUGUGCCAAAGCAGGAGAGGACACAGCCCUGCCCCAUAGACACAGACUUGUGCAGUGUUCCAGUGGCUCCUCUGUCCCAGGAUGAAGAAGGCGGGCUCAUGGACAGCAGAGGAGGUGUCGCGCUGGCUGACAGAGGAGGGCAUGCCUGAGUAUGUGGAUGUUCUGCAGGGGACAGAUGGACCAGCUCUGCUCAGACUCACUCCAGACGACUUCAGGAAAAUGCCGCUGUCCCUCGUGUCCUCUGACGGAGGACAGCAGCUGUUGGAGCGUGUGCAAACACUGCUCAUUGAGAAUCAUAUCGAGACUCAUAAAAAUGGCCAUGCAAACGGGCACGUCGGGGGUCUGCCCAACGGGACCGCCAAGCCCCACAGGAACGGCACUCUGGGAAUGAGGAACUACGACAAGGAGAUGGUGCAGAUCCCUAUUCCCACUAAAGAGCUGCGCUCCUCCUUCCCCACAGAGUGGCCCAAAACAGCAGUGUCCUUCAUCUAUGCCGUGGUGUGCUUCGUCACCACCACUGUGGUCAUCUCAGUGGUCCAUGAGAGGGUCCCAUCCAAAGAGCACACUCCUCCUCUGCCUGAUAAGUUCUUUGACGUGUUCGACAGGAAAGAGUGGGCCUUCUCCAUCUGUGAGAUCAUUGGGAUGCUGCUGGUCUUACUGUGGUUUCUCCAAUGGAUGCUGCUAAAGCACAGGUCAAUUAUAGGCAGGCGCUUUUUCUUUAUCGUGGGCACUCUUUAUAUGUAUCGGUGUAUCACCAUGUACAUCACCACUCUGCCUGUUCCUGGGAUGCACUUCAAAUGUUCUCCAAAGCUCAUGGGCAACUGGGAGGCACAGAUGAGAAGAGUCAUGAAGAUGAUCGCUGGAGGUGGUCUCUCCAUAACUGGUUCCCACACAAUGUGUGGAGAUUAUUUGUACAGUGGCCAUACAGUUAUGUUAACCAUAACAUACCUCUUCAUCAAUGAAUAUUCUCCCAGGAGGUUAUGGUGGUACCCCUGGAUUUGCUGGGUGCUGAGUGCUGUGGCAAUCUUCUGUAUCCUCCUGGCCCAUGACCACUACACUGUGGAUGUGGUGGUGGCCUACUUCAUCACAACCCGUCUCUUCUGGUGGUACCACUCCAUGGCCAACCAGCAGUCACUCAAAGAGACGUCUCAGAGUAACCCAUUCUCGCGGGUUUGGUGGUUUCGAAUGUUCCAAUACUUCGAGGAGAACGUCCGUGGCACCGUCCCCAGGAACUACCAGCUGCCCACGUGGAGAGGCGUGCAGUGGGGCCGAGGGGUCCGGUACAGCAGGCUGGACCUCCCAUGAGCACUAGAGAGACAGACAGAGAGAAAGGGAGAAAGGUGGAUCAGGACUUCCAAAAGUGCAAAAGAGUUCCCACUGCACUUUCAAUGUAGCGCUGUCUCUUCACCUCCACUAACAGACCUGUGCAAAUGGGUAACACUGUGACCCACUUAGGAUUUUUGUUUGUAUAUAUAUUUUUAAGUUGUCUCACAUCCUUUUCCUGUCCAACAAAAAGCACUAAUUUAUAAAGGUUUAGUGUCUUUACAAAUGAUCCUGCUUAUUUUUAGCAGAACGACAAAGCAUUUCAGCAAUGUUUUCUCUUGCAGCACAAAAAUGUAAAUAAUCAUGUCUUCAUAUUCUUACAAUUUUUUAGUGCAAAUUGUGUCAAUCAAAAGCUUGUUUGAUAACCAAAAUGCCAUACGCAUUUAUUCUUUUUAUAGCAGAUUACUUUUUGUAAACUGUACUUGCUAAGAUGAGUCGAAAUGCAAAAACAGAAUUUUCUAAGUAUGUUGAGACUUUAUUUUUCAAAACUCAAAUGAUGUCCAAGAUUUUUAGAUUUUUACCUUUUUCAAGAUGGACAGCAAGAGCGUACAGAGCUAAAAUAGUAUAGCAUUUCUCCAGUGCCUUCCUUCGCUUGAUUGUAAAACAGUCCAAGUUCUAUGUGUCUUGUGUCUCUGUGCUGCUGUUGCACCCUCACAGCAGCAGGGGGCGGUACUUUACAAUAGUUUCAAAAUCUUGUUCCCAUGAAUGUAAAAUCAACAAAGCCAGCCUUAUCAGAAAAUUGGUCUUCCCAAAAUUAAGCGUGAGUCAAAUGUCCCGUUUUCCAUGGAUACUCUACGAUGUCAACUUUGUCACAUAAUUCUGUUCUAAAAGAGAUUUAUGACUGUUAAUUGUAUUUUAUCAUGUCUAUAUCAUUUCAUAUGUACCGAACCUUUUUACACCAGGGUGUUAUCUGCUCCUCAUUAAGUUCUAUGUGUACGGAGCUUGUCCACUACACUUUUUUUUCCCUUCCAAUGACUCUUUCUGUUUCACAUUUGAUUUAACUGUUAUACAUUUGUCAUGGUGCGGUUAUAAAGAGCAUUAUGGAAAGGGUUAUGGAUUUCAUUUGUUCAAUUUGAAGUGAGACACACGCAGUAUUACAAAGUAUUUUAGCAUAUUUUGGCUAGUCCUUUCUCAUUCAAUUACUUUUUAACCUUUUGGUGGUUUCAUAAGGUAACCAUCAUAACAAUGAAAUAAAUAUAACAAAUUUAAAACGUGCCUGGUUAUAUAAACUAUGCUAUAUAUCAACGGUUUUAAAUUGAACAUCUGAAUUUUCUUUCUUUUUCUUUUUUUUUUUCUUUCUGGUAGUAUUGGUCAUAAUCAGUUAAGGAUUGUCAAAUAUGGUUAAAUUAAUAAUAGUAUUGUAUUUUACAUUUUACGUGUCACUGUCCAAAUCCAGCUGCUGCUUCUAGAGUGAAGACAGUCUGUGUCUAUGACGUCAAACUUUGCCUUCUUAUAGUAAGAAGCACGAUGUCAAGUGAGGAGAACAAACCAUUGCAUGACGCACACAGCCGAUGAUGUUUGUGGCCACGAAUAUGCAGACAGCAGCUUUUCAGUUCCAUAAAUGUGAAAAUGUGUCUUUAUUUGACUGUAAAAGUAUUAUUUAAUUACAUCAAUUGGAUUAGCUUUGAUAGAUGAAAACUGCACUAAGCCUGGGAGUUUAACGGAUUAUCUCAAAGGUGCAUUGUGUAACUUUUCUGGUGGAAGGUCCAUCAAAUGCUUCUCUCCGUGGAGAUUAUUGCUUCGUUGCUUUGCCUGGAAUGUUUCACAGUAUGGCAUUAACCCUUUUGAUCUUUACGGAGACCAAACCAAGACAACUAACAAAUCAGGAUGCCUGUUUUUCUAGUUAUUUUUGUGCUCUGAAACCACCUGUAAUUGAGUAAAUGCAAAGUAGAGCUGUUUAAUGUCAUACUGUGGAACAUUCAAAGCAAAGCAAUGACAUAUCCAUCAAAACAAGCAGCUGACGGACCACCAACCAAAAAGUUACGCCUUUAAGCAUCUUCUUACAUUUCAAAUCUGGGCUUGUGCAGCUAACCAUGUCUUACACAAUCAGCAUUUUCCUCUUGUAGCAAUGUCCAUUAUUAUUUCAUGCUCUGUGCUGGGAGUAGGGUCCUUGCAUACGGCCAUAUUCUACUGGGAGACCUGCCAAGUGUCUGUUUACGCAGCGAGGCUCUCCUGGUGGUAGAUCAGUGUGUCCAAUGAAGUGUUCUCUUGACCAUGAGGAGGUUAUGUUGUAGUAUUUCGACUGUUCCUCCAUUUUGUCCCUACUCGUGUGUAUACCAGAUGUUUGUAAGAUAAUGAUAAAGGGUUCUAUUUGGGACACUUUGGAAUAAAAAGAUGCUAUAAACCUGA
This is a messenger RNA of Boleophthalmus pectinirostris (great blue-spotted mudskipper), 3884 nucleotides long. It is a transcript of the gene sgms1a, whose product is annotated as sphingomyelin synthase 1a. Gene Ontology annotation, molecular function: sphingomyelin synthase activity; ceramide cholinephosphotransferase activity; protein binding. The record is from RefSeq and is a predicted model, not a curated record. NCBI's taxonomy places the organism in Eukaryota, Metazoa, Chordata, Actinopteri, Gobiiformes, Gobiidae. Bases 294 to 1517 code for a protein of 407 amino acids. Gene Ontology annotation, cellular component: endoplasmic reticulum membrane; Golgi membrane. Gene Ontology annotation, biological process: ceramide biosynthetic process; sphingomyelin biosynthetic process. The transcript has 6 exons.